UUGGCCCAAGGCAAGGGGGUGGGGCUCAGCAUUUUACAGGAGGGGCAGGGCAGUCUCUACUUCCUUGAGUGCAAACACACCGACUGACCAAGAAAGGAGCCGCUUCCAAAGGUCUGCAGAAUGUUUCCCUUCUGCCUCUUGGCUCUACUGGGGACAUCAUGUAUGUGGGACCCAGGUUCAGCUGAGGAGUGUGCCAGCUUCACAGAUCUGGACCUCCACCACUCCAUCGCAGGCACCAGUCUGGAUGUGCGGCUCCUCUUGUACACCCGUGCCAACGACACCUGUGCCCGCAUACUGAACCACCUAAGUCCCUUCUCCCAGCCAGAGCUGAAUGCCAACCGGUCCACCACCUUCAUCAUCCACGGGUACCGACCCACCGGCUCCCCGCCGGGCUGGUACGACCUGCUGGCAAAGCUGCUGUUGGAGCGGGACGACCUCAACGUAAUCGUGGUGGACUGGAACCGCGGUGCCGCCAACAUCAAUUACUGGGCUGCGGUGAAGAACACAAGGAAGGCGGCGGACAACAUGACCACCUUCAUACUGAAGAUGAAGGAGCGUGGCACCCCUCUGAGUGCGUUCCAUCUGAUUGGUGUGAGUCUGGGGGCUCACAUCUCUGGGUUCAUCGGUACCAACCUCAAUGGCUCCAUCGGCAGGAUCACAGCAUUGGACCCAGCAGGGCCGGAGUUUACGGGCAAGCCCCCCGAUAGCCGCCUGGACCCCACAGACGCUCAGUUUGUGGAUGCCGUUCACACAGACAUGGAUGCGCUGGGCUUCCGUAAGCCACUGGGUCAUAUAGACUACUACCCCAACGGAGGAGGAGACCAACCAGGAUGCCCCAAAACCAUUCUAGCUGGAUCCGAAUAUUUUAAAUGUGACCACCAGAGGUCAGUGUAUUUGUUCAUGAACUCCAUCAACCAGACGUGUAACCUGAUUGCUUACCCGUGUGAAUCCUACUUGGACUUCCUUGACGGGAAAUGUCUGAAUUGUGAGAAGUUCGGUGGAGAAGGCUGUCCAUCGUUGGGUUACGAUGCCAUCAAGUGGAAAAACAGUCUGGUCAAACGGGGACAAACAAUGACCUUCUUCAGUACAAACAACUGGUCCCCAUUUUGCAAGACCCUUUACCGGGUGGACAUUGUGACAUGGAACCUUGAGACACGCUGGGGGUUCCUGACGCUGAAACUGCACAGUAAAGAUCAGGAGACCGAGGCCAAGAUAGACCACAAAGCAGCUGAGUUUAAACUCUACACAGAGAAAAGCCUGCUGGCCCAGUUUGACAGAGACCUGCAGCCUGUGGAGCGGGUAUCCAUCAGCUUCUCGACAGGAAAUGUCCUGCAGCCACGCUACAAGUUGCGUGUGCUCCGCAUCCGCCUCACUCCUCUGCAUGACUCUAACAGGACAACACUGUGUCGGUAUGAUCUCCUGCUGGAGGAGAAGAAAGAGGUGAUUUUCAGGCCUAUUCCCUGUGAAAACACCAACUUCUGAACCAGGACUCAGCUCUGCACAGAGCCAGUGUGGAAAAUAAAACCGCCGCUGGAUUUUUACCAGUCAGCUCCACACAGCUCUCUGCUGCCCUCUACAGGCCUUAUCUAGCCACUGUGGCCUCCACUCUCCCCCUCCUGUGUCACUUACAGCUCAGAUUGAGCAUGCAGUAGACAGCCAGGCAAGGACAUGUCGGUGUCAUAAGAGGACUCUGUUGACUCCAUCACACCUUUGG
Molecule: messenger RNA, 1714 nt
Organism: Alosa sapidissima (American shad)
Lineage: Eukaryota; Metazoa; Chordata; Actinopteri; Clupeiformes; Clupeidae
Gene: lipia
Product: lipase, member Ia
Exons: 11
Coding region: 121-1482 (453 amino acids)
Biological process (GO): lipid metabolic process
Molecular function (GO): lipase activity; carboxylic ester hydrolase activity
Source: RefSeq, a predicted model, not a curated record